UUUUAAUUUACAAAGUAAAUAUUUUUAUCAUAAUUUUACAAUUUAUUUUAAGCAAGUUUCAGUAAAAACUUAUAAAUUUAGCAAUAAUUACAGAAAAGUAAGCUUGAAGCUGAAUUUACUAAACUAUAAAAUACCAUCAAAGAAUUAUAAGGCUAAUUUUAGAUUUAAAAAGGCUGUAAUAAAGGAAUGUAAAGUAAAGAAUAUUAUUUUUGGAAAUAUGACAUCAGCUUAAUGAACAUUAUUUCUGCGAUAUUUUGGUUUUAUCUGAAUGAUUUUAAAUUGUUUGAAAAAUCGAUUGAAGUGAAUGCAAUCUUAAUUAUCCAUUUAAUUUAAUCUGUAGUUCAUUUUAUCCCUUAUAUAUAAAAUAAAGGAAACUCGAUAUAGCAUUGGACUAUUGUUUUAUUUUUAAUUAUUACAACUGUUUUAGCUUUUUAGUUAAAAUAAUCUGUAAAUCAUUAUGAUGAUGAUAUUGAUUAGACAUAAUUUAAUAAUUAAAAUAUUUUGUAUACUUGGUAAAUACAAAGCUUGAUAUAGUUAUUCAUAGUAUUAAAACUUAAAUAUAGAAUGCUUCUAGAUAUGUAGAGGGUUAUUGAUAUCCCAUUUUAUACUGUUAUAUUGAUAAUAUUAAUUUAGUAAAUUCUUAUAGCAGUUCUUUACACAAGUGCGAUGCUAAUAACAAUUGCUUUAGUAGUUUAUAUAGGUAUUUGCUAUUAGUAAAUUAGCUAUAAAAUUGAGCGAAAGAUAUUAUUAAAGGAAUUCAACUUCUACUAUAUAAAUAAAUUAGAAAAAAAUGCAUGUAUUCAAUAUAAUUAUUCUAGUAAAAAAGUCUAAACUUAGAAGUAAAAAAUUUUAUAAAAUUUGAAUGAUAUUACUUAAUCCACCAGUGAAAAAUAAGAAGAGUUUGGUUCUUCAAACAUAAGCAGUUAGUAGAAGAAAUCAGGAAGCAUAGUCCAUAAAAGCGAUAUAGAAGUUAAUUUAAACAUAAAUAAAGAUAAUGGAGAUUUAGGUUCUAAAUUAAAAAAUAAGUAUUAAACAAAUAGUAAAAGAUUCAAUGCUGAAUCAUUUAAAUUUAAGGAUGAGGAUAUUAGAUUCUUGCAAAAUGAAUUUGAACAGGCCAAAAAUAAAUUUAGCAUAGAAUAUAAGAAAUAGAAAUCAUUUUUAAAUAUAAUUAAAGAAUAGUUUUGCUAUGGUAGAUAAGUUAUAAAUAGGGAUCUAUACAAGAAGUACCAGAGCCUUUAAAUAAAUAGUGGUAUUCACAGAUUGAAAGGGAGUUUACACAUAAUUAAAUUGCCAGAUAACUAGGAGUAUGGGAUUAUUUUGUUUAAGCAAUCAGAAUAGAGAAUAGUCGAUUUAUAUAUUUAGCGCAUAGAAUAGGUUUAGAAUCAUAUUACAUUGAUAAGUAAAGAACUUAGCUAUAUGACUGCUAAUUCUAGUAUGCCUAUACCUCAUUCAUUAGAUAAAAGUGAUAUUGUUAUUAAUUAAACUAGAACUCAUUAAUGUAUAGUUGAUCUUAAUCAAGAUAACGGGAUAGCUAAUUCUAAAUCCAUUUAACCAACUAAAAAUUAAAUUGAAUCUCCAGGUACCCUAGCCUCGCAUUCAAACAUAGAAAUGACACCUUACAUACAAAAAAGAUAGACAGUAAAUCAUUACCAAAGUUAGAGCUAUUUCAAUAUUUAUCAUAACAAUCACUCGUUUACUAACAUCAACUGCCUAAACGAUAUUAAUCCAUGUAUUAGCAAAACCAUUUAAACUUAAAUGCAAGGAAAUUCCUUCUAUGCAAAGCAUUUUUCCCUUAAUAAAAAUUCAACAAACACAAAAAAUUUAACAUAAAUAUAACAAGUGUAGCAAUAAACUCAAGAUUUAUGCUAAAAUUGUGCAAGCAAUUAGCAGUUUUCUUUGCUUUAAUAGUUAAUUAAAUGUCGCUUUUAAAUUUAAAUUUUAUUAAAUGACUUAAGAGAAUACUAACUCAGCUGCUUAGAGCUUUAAUACCCUAGAUAUAAAAAGUAUAAAACAAAGUGGAUUUCACAUGAAACAAAGUAGAGAGAAAAUUAUGAAAAUGAACAUUAAAUUAACCAAACAGUUGUUUAUCAAUAAUUCCAAAAAGAUGUCUACUAACAACAAUAAUUAAUUUACUUUUCAAAUUUCGCUUUUUUAGAUAUUCAAGUCUUAGACUACAUCUUUAGUAAUGAUAUUUAAUUGUAAGCAAAUAACAAAAAGUGUAAAGGAGUAUAUGACUCCGUCGUAAAUAGAAUUGAAGAUAUUUAUUAAUAAAGAACUUCAAUUACAAACCUUAAAAUAUUGUUAGAUUUUUUCAUUAAAAUUUUAUCAGUCGGUGAAAAAAACUUCAACAUGUCUCUUGAAUAAUUUUCAUACAUAGACUCUGGCUUAUUAUAAGAGCAAGAGAAGUAGCAAUUUAGAUAAGUAUAUGGGGAUUAACUAAUUGAAGAAAACAGUGAUAAAGUCGCCGCUAAUUACUAGAAAACACAAACUACUGGGGUAUUUCAUUAAGCCUAAUAAGGAAUUUCUAAUUAAACAUCUCCACUAAUCAGUAAAACUGAAAGAACUAAUUUUUUAUUUUAAGAAGAAGACUUAGAAACUUACAAAGAUAUGAUAUUGUCAAUUAUUUAGCAAAUAUUUUAUCUCUACAAAGAUAAUUCAAGUGCUAUUUCAAUGCAAGUGCAUAGAUUUUAUUCAAAGGAAGGUAUUUUUAAUCCUUAAUUAAUGUUCAGAAAGCGCUACCUAAAAGAGGUGAUAAAGUCAUAUUUAAUUUUAGAAUAAAAUAGAUAAAAUUAAAAGAAUAAUUAGAAUUAAAUAGGAAAUUAGUAACUCAGUUAGCAAUUUUAUGGAGCUAAGAAUUUAAAUAUCUAAAAUGUCAACUAAAAGUCUCCUUAAUAUAUAGCGUAAAAAAGAAACUCAUUUCAAAUGUAGCAUGAUAAAAAAUAAAAUGAAAUUUAACUCCCAAGUAUAUCUAAUAUUUAGCACGCUAGUAGUAGAAUCUAGCCUUAUAAACAAAUAAACUUUCAAAAUCCUAGUUAAUAUAAUGAAUAAACUUAUAAUAAUUAAGGUGCAUUAGAUACUCCUUUAAAAAACUAGUUAAAUUAACAAGAUAGCCAAGAUAUAAUUGACAAUAUCUCAUAUUAGAAACAACAAUAAACUUUAAAUGGUGCAAAUAAAAAUUUAUUAAUAAAUUAAAUGUCUGUUUAAGUUUCAUAAGCAAUGAGUAAUUCUUACUAGAACAAUACUCACUAAGAAAAAAAUAAUGGAAACUACAAUCAGAAUAGUAUCCAACCUUUUUUUGCCCAAAUGUAAUAGUAAAUAACUGGAAAACACGCGUUUUAAGUGACGAGCAUGAAUGACAUAAAUUAAUAGUCAAUAAUACAAAGUGGUAUUUAGAAUUAAGAAAUAAAAAACAACAACACUAAUAAUACCUAGCAAAUAGCAAAUGACUAAAGCAUAAAUUUUAAUGCAAUAGGAAGCUCAAGGGAGGCUUAAUAAAUUGAUAACUAAUAUAUUGAAGAAAUUAUAGAAUAAGAAAAAUAUAGAAAAUUGAAACUUGUUAGAGUGAGUAUCAAAAUAGACUAGAGUAUACCAAAUGAUGAAUUGACAUCGUAGAUAUCAAAAGAAACGAAUUGCUUAACUCAAAUAGAAGAAUAUGUUUAAUAUUUAUCUCCUUUGCCAUUAUUUUAUAGCAAAGAAAAGAAAGAUGCAACAAUUAUACAUACUUAUAGCUUUUACAUUUAAAAUUAUUUGUAUUUAAAUAACUUAAUGAGUGAAAACGAUAAUUAAAAUCAAAGAUCUUUGAUGAAUUUAGAUUAAAAGAUGGAUUAAAAUAAUAAUCAAGAUAUUGUCAGCUUAGAUGGUUAGCCUUUUGAGUAAAAUCAAAUAAGCUAACCUGCUUUUGAAAAAAAAUAAACUUAAAAUUUAAGGGAAGAUAACAAUUUACCCAUUACCAUAACCUAAGCUGUUAAAGAAGGCUAAAUUAAAUUAAAUUAAUAAACUCUUUUUUAGAGCUCUAGACAAAAUUUUAAUGAUGAACUAUUUCAAAAUGCUAAUAAUCGUGCUUCAAAUACUAUAAGUUUCUAGUAAAGUCAUGACAACAUUGAAUCAGCAACUGAUAGAAAAUUCUUGUAGAGCCAUAAUAAUUUAUAAAUCCGAGAUUAAUAAAUAUCAUUCAAUGGUAAAUAUGGUGGAGUAUAAACGCCAUUCUAAGAAAUUAAUUAAGAUUACACAUAAAUUGAAAUUUAUCCAAAAGAUUAUGAAAAUAAAAUGUAUUCUAACAUCAAUAUUAAUGGGCAUAAUGAUAUAAGCAAUAUAGGAUUCACUGAUAGAUAAGUGGAAGAGCCCUCAGCUGAAAGAAAACUUUCCAAAAAUAUGGAAAAACUUUCAGCCAAAUAAGAAUAUAAUGCAAGCUAAAACCUUUUGUUGUUGGGAGAUAGAUAAAAAUAUCACAAAAAUAUUUAGAAUUUUGAUAAUUUAAAUAAAAAUGUUUUGUAUUAACUGCAUGAUGAGAACGACACAUGCAUUUAAGAAAAUAUAAGAGAAAGAGAAAAAUCAUCCGAUAACUUUGUUAACUAAGUGAGAGAUUCGAAAAGCUUAAUUAAAAAUAAUCAAGUUUAAGAAAAUUAGAGCUAAUGCUCAGAUUUAGAGUACAAUAAAGAUGUUAUGGAUGAAAGAGAUGAAAAAGAACUCUCAGUCAUCAUAGAGAGAAGUGAAUAAAAUUAUUCAAAUAUAAAUCAUUAUAGAAAUUAGCUGAGCAAGCAAACAUCUUCUAAAAUUAAUGAUUUUCCUUUUCUAAAUCAAAAUCCUGUAUAUAGUUUCUUAAAUUAGAAGUCUUAAUUUUAAAGUUAGCUACUUCCAGAAGAUCAUAAAUAGACUUUUUCAAAUAACUUUUCUAAAAACAAUUAUGGCAUUGAAAGUGAGAACAGGAGCAUAAUUCACCCUAAUAUUAUAGGGAGUGUAUCUCAAUAAUAUAUUUAAUAAUUAAAUAGCAACAUAUCAAAAGAGGGUAAUUUGAUAAAUUUUACAUCACAAUAUUAUGAUAGUAAGCUAAAUAAAGACGGCAACCAAAUAAAUUAUUUUUCUCAAAACUGCGAAAGUAAAUUAAAACAAUCAAAUUGA
Molecule: messenger RNA, 5118 nt
Organism: Tetrahymena thermophila SB210
Lineage: Eukaryota; Ciliophora; Oligohymenophorea; Hymenostomatida; Tetrahymenidae
Product: endo-1,4-beta-xylanase xylA, putative
Exons: 4
Source: RefSeq, a predicted model, not a curated record